Hydra vulgaris (swiftwater hydra) is the source of this 2044-nucleotide messenger RNA. RefSeq lists its product as uncharacterized. Gene Ontology annotation, molecular function: protein binding. The record is from RefSeq and is a predicted model, not a curated record. NCBI's taxonomy places the organism in Eukaryota, Metazoa, Cnidaria, Hydrozoa, Anthoathecata, Hydridae.
UAUUUUACUUUAAAUGCAAGGGAAUUACAAACAAAUAUUAGGUCGCUUAGAGCCUCAUGCUCAUGCAAUUAAAACUGCUAUAGCAACCAUUUGAAUUUGAUAAUUACUCACUCUGAGCAAUAUAGUAUAAUAUUUUCAAUCAAAUUAACUGCGAAAAUGAAUUUCAAUAAACUGUUCACUAUGCUUAUAUUUUAACUAACAACAAUUAUGGAACAUCAUGUUAAGCCUAAGUUCAAUAUGAAAAACAAAAUUCGUGGUGAUAGAAAGAAGGUUUCAUUCAAAGAUAAAAAGUUGUGUAAAGCAAUAAUUUUGAAGUCAUCCAGCUAUUGCACUAUAGUUCGACGGAAGCAAACAAAAGAUCCAAUUGGAAGCAUUUUAAAGUUCUCUCCAUUGAACAGUCCAAAAAAUCAAUUACCAAUGACUACACCAGCAACAAGAAAAUCAACAUUUUUAGGUUGUAUUGGUAUCGGUGUUGAAUUUCGAUGCAAUAAUGGUCAAUGCAUUUCAAGGUUUUCGAUAUGCAAUGGAAGAUUUGAUUGCAUAGAUAGUUCAGACGAAGAUCCAUCUCUAUGUCGAGGAAAUCAAUUACCAAUGAUAACAUUACCAACAAGAAAAACAAGAUUGAUUGGUCAAAGAAGACAGUUACCAAUGACAGCACCAACAACAAGAACAACAGCAGUUUUUGGUAACUAACUCCAUGAUUUGAUAAUGUGAUUGGUAAAUAACUGAUGAGGAUUGAUCACAGCUGCGCAUAAAUCAUUAUAUUAUUUUAACGUAUAGCUCUGGUUAUUUAUGCUUUGAGAGUUAACUUGAGUGGGUAUUUACGUGUUAGGGGCAAAUAUAAGUUUUUUAAAACUUUAAGCCAUUGUCUUUUUUGCCCUUAUUCUUACUUAUGACUUUUAAAGAAUUUUCAACUGUUUUGUACUAUUGCUAAUAAACCUGCCCUUUAAAGUACAACUUUGUAACAUUUGUACAACUUUUUAUUAUUGGAUAUAUAAAUAUAUAAUUAGAGAGGAAGGGGUUCUACCUGGAAAUUCAAAUUAAUUUUUUAUAUUUUAUAUUUCCCGUUACCCAGGAAAAUUACCAUAAUAUAGCGGGAAGAAACUAUAAACAAAGAAUCACUUGUGUAUAUAUUUUAUAAUAUUAUGUUAUUUAUUUAAAACAAAAGUAUAUAACUGUCCUCAAAGCUAUUUAAUGUAAAGAAUCUGAGUUUAAAAGUCACCUAUAUUAUUAAAAAACAAAAAAAUUAAAUUAGAAUAUUUUUUGUUUAAACUUGAUUUAAAGCAAACAUAAAGGUCAUUAAUUCUAAUACAAAACGCUUAAUACUCGUUAGUGGCUUGUUAAACGUGAUUCAUAACAAACACUUAUCUUUCAAAUUAAAAAUGCAAGUUACUCUUUAAAAUUUGUUAUUCAAUUUUUUAUUCAGGUAGUUGAAUUACAUUCAGUUCUCGACGUAUUGGGCUACAAAAUACUCUUAUUGGGUUUAUUGUAUUGGGCUUCAAAAUAUCCACGUUAAAUGGGCUUCAAAAUACUCUUUUUAAUAUAUCCCUAACCCGAAAACUAGUUAGUGUCACUCUUUUAAGAUUGAUAUGGGUAAAAACAGUUUAAUUUUAAUUUGAAGUUAUAUGUUUAAGAUGUUUAGUAACUGUUGACAAAAAUUUCGACAAUAAAUUUUAGUUUUUGAUUUUCAUUAUUGAGAUCUCAAAAAUGUGUCAUAAGUUGAUUUUUUUAAAUUAGUUCAAUUAUGACUUUAGUUAAAAAACUAAAAAAUUCCACUUGAUUCCACGGUAGUUUUAAUAUUUUCCCAUUAAUGGGUUUAUAUGAAAGGAGAAAAAAUACAAAUCAUAUUCUCAAAUUUACCUUUUAUAAAAAUUUUCGUAUAUUUUUCUUCCGUUUUUAUUUAAAACUUGCCUAUAGUAAAGUAGCGAACAAUAGUUCAUUACUUAGUAAGAAUUUUAGCCAAUCACGGCAUCACAAAAUCAAUUUUUUUAGCCAAUCACGGCAUCACAAAAAAUAAACAAACUGAGCGUUUAUUAGUAUAAAG